This is a messenger RNA of Drosophila rhopaloa, 946 nucleotides long. RefSeq names its product UPF0692 protein CG33108. NCBI's taxonomy places the organism in Eukaryota, Metazoa, Arthropoda, Insecta, Diptera, Drosophilidae. The transcript is spliced from 4 exons. The record is from RefSeq and is a predicted model, not a curated record. The coding region runs from base 95 to 898 and encodes 267 amino acids.
CGAUAAUACUGCACUGUUACUUAACAUUCUUCUGGAAAAUCAGCUGCUCCUGUUGCCUGUUAACUAGUGAAGAUUAUUUAUUUUAUCAUCUUGAAUGUCGCAUAUUUCACCUGAGUCCCCGCCUCCUCCGCCACCACCACCCAUGGUGAUCAGCCCUAGAGCACCUGCUGCAGCAAGUGAACCAUCUGUUGUGGUCAAUAUAACCACCGAUAAGUGCAGUUGGGCCUUGGAAUACCCGGACGUCCAAAAGGCAUGUUUCUUCAGUCGGGUGUUUGAGGAUGCUCCUCCAAAACACUGCCAAUAUUACUCCGUGAAGAGUAUACUUCAGGUUGGCCCCACCUGCGGAUUGACGGCCUUGAGCAUGUUGCUCGGUGGUCAUCCCCCUGCAGAGGAUCUUCUUAAGGAUGCCAUUGCACAUGAGUACACCUUAAAUGGAGAAUUGUUCAGUGCUCAGUAUUUGUUUAAACUUACCCGGAAGCACUUGCCAGGACCUGCCGCAUGUCAGCUACACGUGGGCCCUCUCUACUGCAAAAAAGUCAAGGAGCUACUAAAAGCCGGGGGCUGCCUACUAGUGCCAUACGAUGCUGAUGUCAACCAUGCGCCUUGCCUGAAAUCCGGUCACCGAGCUCAUUGGGCUUUGAUUGUGGGCUAUCUGGUGGACACACAGGAUCAGUACUAUGUCUUGGCUCGUCACGGCAAGACCAGAAACCUGGCAGUUUGGUCACUGGACACGCUCAGCCAGAGCAAUGCCAAUCUUCUGGAGUUUGCCCAGCCAAAGGGCUAUCCGGAUAAUGACUUUCUGCUGCCACCGGGUGGAGUUAGUGGUCCUCUGGGCCUCAACGAGCGCUCCAUUCUAGUUAACGGUUUGCUCCCACAACCGGUGCUUCAUGUGCGCUGAUCCUACUUACAUUUGUUCAAUAAAGAGUCUUGAUCAUUUCGUAUUUAA